Vanrija pseudolonga is the source of this 1250-nucleotide messenger RNA. RefSeq lists its product with no specific name. The transcript is spliced from 5 exons. The coding region runs from base 18 to 1187 and encodes 389 amino acids. Gene Ontology annotation, molecular function: RNA binding. The record is from RefSeq and is a predicted model, not a curated record. Gene Ontology annotation, biological process: tRNA modification. Lineage: Eukaryota; Fungi; Basidiomycota; Tremellomycetes; Trichosporonales; Trichosporonaceae.
CGUCCAAUAAACGCAAAAUGGCGCCAGGAGGAGCACCAAAGAAGAACAAGGGCAAGUACUACACCAAGCCCAAGCGGUCGGGAGGACCACCAAGGGGAAGCGAUGGGCAGGGGAACUUCAAGGGGAACGUCAUGGAGGCCUACCGUCAACAGCCGCUGCCCGAGAUGCUCAGCAACCCGGGCAUCUUUGUUACCGCAGUGCAGGGCAAGGAGCAGCAGGCGGAGCGCGAGAUUAUCGAGGCUCUCGAAGCCGCAGCCGACGAGCUGUACCCCGAGACAGCGGCCCAGGGCGGUGAUGACGGUGGCGAUGGCGACGACAUUGAAGACAUGUUGAAACGGGAGCUCGAGUCGUUGUCGGCGCCAAAGAAGAAGUCGACUCGGUUCCGCGUGUGCAAGCGCGAGACGGCCUGCGUGUGCUACAUCCUCGUCUACCCCCCCUUGGAUCCGGUCAAGCUCGUCUACAACGUGCUCGAGCGGUGCGAGCGCACGGCCAAGUGCUCGUUCAAGUUCACCCAGCGCCUCACGCCCAUCACGGCCACGAGCGGCGGCUACCUCGACAAGCUGGUCGCCAUGGCCGCCGAGACUCUGCCUGCUGGAUUUGAGAAGGAAGGCGGCGGCGCACUGAAGUUUGCUAUCAAUGUCAGCACCCGCAACUCGGCCAAACUCGAGCGCUUGGAAAUGAUCAAGGCUGUCGCCGAGGAGGUCGCCAAGCUCAACCCCGAGCACAAGGUUGACUUGACAAACCCCGACAGGACGAUCCUGCUAGAGCUUUACAGGACCCACCUCGGCAUGAGCGUUGUCUCCGACUUUGAGAAGUACAAGCGUUUCAACCCUUCGCGCGUCGCCAAGGAGGCUGCCAAGGCGCAGGGCAUCGAGGAGGAAGAAGACAAGUCCGAGGAAGCGCCUGCAUCGGGCGACAAGCCCAAGGCGUCGGUCGGCGAGCUCAAGAAUGCCAACCGUGCCAGGAGGCUAGCCGGGAUCCGUGAUGCCGAGUCUGCUGCUACUGCUGCCGCUGAGCGUCCGCCAAAACGCAAGGCUGACGCUGAGCUCGAGGAGGGACAAGUUCCCAGGACGGCCGAUGACGUCGAGGUGGGCGAGGUCGUGGACGACGAGACGGCCGAGCUCGGUGACGAGUUCCAUGAGGUUGUUCAGGGCGGUCGUGCGACCAAGGUCCGCCGGGAGGAGUAGUGUCCAUCACUCAUGCAUGUAACAUGUAGCUAUUGUCGUGUCUUUACAUUAUGCAUUGUGGUC